This is a messenger RNA of Magallana angulata, 1908 nucleotides long. RefSeq names its product tRNA methyltransferase 10 homolog C-like. Gene Ontology annotation, biological process: mitochondrial tRNA 5'-end processing; positive regulation of mitochondrial translation. Gene Ontology annotation, molecular function: tRNA binding. Gene Ontology annotation, cellular component: mitochondrion; nucleoplasm; nucleus. The transcript has 6 exons. The record is from RefSeq and is a predicted model, not a curated record. NCBI's taxonomy places the organism in Eukaryota, Metazoa, Mollusca, Bivalvia, Ostreida, Ostreidae. The coding region runs from base 324 to 1385 and encodes 353 amino acids.
UCGAAUUUUCUCGCUAUGGUACACGUGAGGUGAAAUGACAACAGUCUCACUUCAACAGUUCUUAAACAUUGAUUGAUCAAAGUGACAGAAGAUUCGAUAAUUAAGUUUGGAUGUUACAGAUUUCUUGUUAAGCAAAUGGGCGUUGAAACUGCUCAUAUGAUUGUCGAUUCCAUGAACACCGGUAGUUAUAUGUAUGCAACACUUGCAGUAAUUCGAAUUUUCUCUGACUUUUUUCGUAUAUGCUAUGUCCGAGGGAGAUGUCAGAGAAUAAGAGUUGGGGUUGAUGCAGAUGUAAUGUUAUAGAGACUUCCUCUUAGAGAAAGAUGUGGUCCUUGAGAGCAAUAGCAAGGUCAUUGAGGAUUCACAGGAGAACAAAUAGAAAGUUUUCUUCAACCUCAAGACUGUCUGUGGAAAGAAGAGGUAUCUACUAUCCCAAUGAAAAGAUUAAGAGUAUGGAUGACUUUUGUAAAUAUGCCAGCCCUGAAGAGAAAUCCCACCUGGUGAUGAUACAAGCAGAGUAUGUCAAACUCUGCAAAAGCAAUAUUGCAAACAUGCCAGAACUGACAGAUCAAGAAUGGUUAAUUCAUAUGAAUUAUGACUCAAGAAAAGGGAGAGAAAAGCAUUUAAGGUUACUUCAAGUAAAGAAAGACAUACAGGAGGUCAAGAAGCAAAAGAGGCAGCCUCAAACAGAACCACAAUACAACCCAACCAAUUUCUUUCAAGAACUUUUCUGGAUGUCAGAAAAGAAAAUCAUUCAAAAUCGUGUGGCUCGGGCUACGAUGCUGGAAGACCCCAUUCUGGUGGACCUGGGUUACGCCGACAUGUUGUAUUAUAAUGAAAUCAUCGACGUGGCCAGACAUUUAUUCUUAUCAAUCGGUGACAUCAAUAGAUCAGCGCUUAACCACACGCCGACAUUUAAUGUAAUAUUUUGUAACGUGAAACCCUCAGUGGAAGAGAAUGAGAUCUUGAAGACUAUGCGAAGGUUGUUGACGGAAGAUUGCAGCAUGAGUAAACUUCCCGUGACUCUUACAGAGAAGAGUUACCUGGACCUGUUUCCAAAGAGAGACCUAGUGUACCUGUCGCCCGAUGCGGAGCAAUAUUAUCAUCCUGCGGAGGGAAUCCCAGUCAUUGCGGGCCUGAUACACAAAACAACAAAAGACAAGCUAGCGCUUCAUAGAGCUUACAAAGAAAAGAUUAAAGUACGGAGACUUCCCAUAGAUUUAAUUGACAAAUUAACAGUGCCUCGGUUGCCCAUUAACCAUAUUAUUCAAUAUGUCGCAGCAUUGCGAUUUACAAGGGACUUGGAAAUAGCAAGAAAAGCUUUGCCAAAAAGAAUCAUCAGUGGUCCAGCAGCUAAAGGGAAAAAAAUUUCUAAGAUAUUGUGAUAAUAAUUAUUUUAGUAUUUGUUCAGUGUUAUGUUAAUAUAAUGUAAAUUACAUGUAUUGAAUCGUACAUGUAUAUGACAACAAAUUUGUUUUAACAUAUCGAUACUGCAAGAUGUUGCAAGGGGAAAAUCUAUUAUGUUUUUAUUUUCCAUUGAAAUGAAUAAAUAAGAGAAUCCAUUGUUUAUACCUGCAUUUAUUAAACUCUUCUAUAUGAAACUUAUACAAGGGUAGCUCAAAAAGUAAUGUGUAUUUUAGCACAGCAUGAUGAUGCUUUGCUCUAUUUUGGUGAUGAUGAUACUCUUAGUGUUACAUGUCAGCAUUUAUACAAGAAGUCAUUUUACUUAAUAAGCUUAAGAAAUAUUAAAUGCCCUGUGUCGGGAUUUAGGCAUGUUUGUCUACUUUAUCAUGGAUUAAUGCUUCAUCACAUUACACCUGGAGCUGUCUCACUAAACAGCGUACGCCUGGCGUAACUUACGCCUUCAUGGCGUUAAUCCAGACUUAAUUCAUAAACACUCAUAAACCA